Mytilus trossulus (common blue mussel) is the source of this 2956-nucleotide messenger RNA. Its product is annotated as collagen alpha-1(XII) chain-like. The record is from RefSeq and is a predicted model, not a curated record. Lineage: Eukaryota; Metazoa; Mollusca; Bivalvia; Mytilida; Mytilidae. The transcript has 11 exons. The coding region runs from base 29 to 2875 and encodes 948 amino acids.
CAUUUUAUUUAUGAUUUGACUUCGGACAAUGAAAGUUUAUUUGAUUUUCAUCACAUUUGGAAACUUGCUGCAUCUGUUCGAUUGCGUUAAGAAAGAUAUAGUAUUUGUUGUAGACAGAUCUGGAAGUUUAACAUCAGAUGACAUAAAUGGAACAAUUGACUUCAUCUAUAAUGUGACGUCAUAUCUCGAUAUUGGCUCCAAUAAUGUUAAGAUAUCCAUCGUGACUUUCAAUGACGAAGUACACACUGAAAUUAAAUUUAACGAUUACUCUACGAAAGAAGAACUAUUGACUGCAAUUGCUAACUUGAAAGGAAUGUCAACAAAUGGCGGGACUUAUACUUAUGACGCAUUAGAUCACGUGCGAAAUAACACAUUAACGUCUGAUGGGGCGCGUGAUGACGCUGAAAAGAUGGUUGUCGUAAUGACUGAUGGGGCGUCCAUUGAUCUCGUAGCAACUAUCGCUAUGGCAGAUAAGUUACGUAACGAUUUGUCUGCUGAAUUGUUUUCGAUUGCAGUUGGAAGUAAACCUGACCAAAUUGAAAUUGACGGAAUUGCUAACGACCCUGACAGUUACUACGUGCAUUCUGUUUCCGAUUUUGUAUAUCUUUGUAACAUGAUUCCGUCUUUAGUUCCAAAGCUGGAUGAAGGUGCUGUAGCCAGCGUUGCUAGUGAUUGUCCAGUAGAACCUGGUGUAACAACAGAAGCUGCUGCAGUUCUAGAAGUGACCGAUAGCUCAUCGAGUAAUUGGGUGUGGAUAUUGGCAGCAAUCCUUGGGGCUAUUCUCAUCAUUCUUCUAUUGAUAUGUUGUAUUUUGUUUUUGAAAAAGAAAAAGAGGAAACCAGAGGAGAAAACUGAGGCAUACAAAAACAUUGAAUUUUCUACCUCCAGACCGGCAGUUCAAGGAAAACCAAUAUCAUAUCGAGAAUCUUCAAUACUGUCAAACAAUGGUUGGACUUCCGGAGUAAAUAAAGAAUUAGUAGAAUCGUCUAUUUAUAAUCUCAACCGAGAAUCAACGGCAUCUUUAAGUUCUGUUAUGUACAAGGAUAUGUUUCAGUUCAAACCAGAAUCCAAACAAAAUCAGUGGGUUGAAAUAUUAUCUGGCGAAAAGGCUUGGAUAUUUGUUGGAAUGAUCUUAAUUUAUAUAGUUUCUUGUCAAGGUCCUAAAGAUGUUGUAUUUGUUCUUGAUAGAUCUGGAAGUUUGGAUGCAUCUGACGUCACCGAUGCUAUUGAAUUCAUCUAUAACGUUACAACAUGGUUGACAAUUGGAGACAACGAUACAUUAAUAUCAUUAGUGACAUUCAGUGAUGAUGUCACAGAAGAAUUCAACCUGGGAAAUUUUCAAAACAAAACUGACUUACUAUCUGCAAUAGAAAGUUUGAGUAACAUGACAUCUUAUGGCGGUACUUUUACUUUUGACGCUUUAGAAUUUGUUUUGACGUCUUCAUUUAACGAAAGUAGCGGCGGAAGGCCUGGUGCUGAAAAAGCUGUUGUUGUUUUAACAGAUGGUGCUUCCUUGAACUAUCUUCAGACUGUAACCAUGGCAGAUCGAACACGGUCGGAACUUGGUGCCGAGAUAUUUUCUAUAGGUAUAGGGUCGACACAAGAUGUUGAUGAACUUAACUCUAUAGCCAGUGAUCCCAAUAGCUACUAUGCAUUAUCAGCACAGGAUUUUGUUUAUCUAUGUAACUUAGUUCCUACUCUGGUUAUAAGACUUGAUAUCACAGUUAAUGCUACCUUAUCUGAGGGAUGUCCUGUGUUUAUACCAACAACACUUCAGACAAAAGCACCACAGAAAACUACUACAUCACCAGCUGCCACAACAACAAAUGAAGAGGAAACAUCGACAAUUGAAACAUCAUCUGUAAUAAAAACAAACACGGUUGAAACAUCUAUCGAUCAACAGAUAACUACUUCGGACGAAACAACACUCACAGAAAUAACUACACGAUUAGAAACUACUAGUGUUGCUGGGCAAACAACACCAACCUUAUAUAAAACCACACCGGUGCAAGUAACAACUACGUCAUUAGAAACUACAAGUUUUGGGCAAAAAACAACAUCCGAAUAUAAUACCACUCCGGUGCAAAUAACAACUACGUCAUUAGAAACUACAAGUUUUGGGCAAAAAACAACAUCCGAAUAUAAUACUAUUCCGGAGCAAAUAAUAACUACGUCAUUAGAAACUACAAGUGCUGGGCAAAAAACAACAUCCGAAUAUAAUACCACUCCGGAGCAAAUAACAACAACGUCUUUAGACACUACAAGUGUUUCAACAACCGCCUUAUAUACUACCACUCUUAGGCAACUAACAACUACUUCAUUAGAAACUGCCACUACUGCCGGGCAAUCAUCAACAAUAACAUCAUAUACUACCGCUAAGGAAAGAACAACUACAACAUCAGAAACCACUUUAGACACAAAAGCUACCGCUUCAGGACAAGACAUAACUACGAAUCAGGCAGUGCAUAUGACGACUUCAUUAACAGCUGGUUUUGCGUCUUUUCAAGCCCCUUCAACAAUCUCAACAGACAUAUCAACAUUUCAUAGUAUAAACAGUUCAGAAAAACCAGAAUCUAUAAGUGACAGUACUAGCAGUUCAUUCAGCACCGGAGCAGCAAUAGGGAUUAUCACAGCAUUUUUGUUUCUUACUCUAUUGCUCUUUCUUUUAUUUUGUUUGCGGAAAAAAAUACGUUCAAGAAAAAAAGCCUCACCAAUGAGUAAAGAAGACUGUAUGAUAAGCCAAUACACCCAAAGCAACCUAGGAGCUCCAAAACCGUUAUCUUACAGGGAGGCAACUUUUACUGGUAAAACUGAUACGAAUGGCCAACUUAAUAGACAGUCUAGCAAUCUAUCUAUGUUUGAUGCUUAUGUAUAAUAUGUCUUAGAUUGAAUUAAAUAAUCAAAUUAAAUUUUUAAUUUGUUGGAAAAUAUAAAGGAUAUCGAAUAAUUUAUGAAU